Messenger RNA from Phascolarctos cinereus (koala), 7403 nucleotides. RefSeq names its product SEC24 homolog A, COPII component (gene SEC24A). The record is from RefSeq and is a predicted model, not a curated record. Gene Ontology annotation, molecular function: zinc ion binding; SNARE binding. NCBI's taxonomy places the organism in Eukaryota, Metazoa, Chordata, Mammalia, Diprotodontia, Phascolarctidae. Gene Ontology annotation, cellular component: endoplasmic reticulum exit site; COPII vesicle coat. Gene Ontology annotation, biological process: endoplasmic reticulum to Golgi vesicle-mediated transport; COPII-coated vesicle cargo loading; intracellular protein transport.
GCCGGAGCAGCUCGCGCGGCCGCCAUGGCCCAGCCGGGGAGGCUCAGCGCCAGUUCUCCGGCGCAGAACGGGGCCGUCUCCGCCGCGGGGCCGCCCUACAGCAACGGUCCUGUGCAAAACCCAUUGAUGCAUUCACAAGUUUCAGCGAGCCAAGGAUACAGUUCUCCGUUUCCAGGAUCUUACCCUCAUCAGAUACCAGCAAAGAUUCCUUUGAAUCCAGCCUCUGGACCAUAUAAUUAUGGUGGUUCUCAGACUGUUUCUUCAUUAAAUAGUUAUCAGGGACCUGGGCAGACUCUCAGUAGACUUCCCUUGGAACCUAAUCCAGUGGCAUCUUUGCAGUCAACUGUCCCUGUUCCCCGAAUGCCACCACCACCUUCAUCUCAAACCCCAGCUGCUGUACCAACAUCUUCUGAUAGCUUUCUUUAUGGACCUGACCCCUCACCAUCUUCAAACUGGCAAUAUGGUCAUCCACCAGUGGGAUCGAAAAUAAAUCAUUUUGUUCCUGUAUUGACCCAGCCAUCCUUAUCAGGGAAUACAAAUCUGUCAAGAAAUAAUCAGGAUCUUUCUCUUGGAGCUCCUUCACUUCAAAACAACUACAUGAAAACAGGCUCUGUACCUCCACCAACAAAUCAGCCUUUACCUACAAUUUAUCAACCAACUCGAGCUCCACUUGGACCACCUCCAUCUGGAGGCCCACCUCCAGUAAGAUCGUUGGAUCCCCAGAGCAAAACAUCAAACAGUGUUCCACCCCAACCACAGCUUAACUCAGCUGUGAACCAAGGUGAUACGUCAACUGCCAAUAAUGGCUCUGUGGUUGAGAAUACUUAUGAUACAAUUGAAGGAGGUGGCUUCAUGGCAGCACCACAACUUGCCAGCCAGAAUCCCAAAACAAGUCAAAAUGUUGGCUAUUCAUAUCCCUCCUUACCACCUGGUUAUCAAAAUACAUCUCUCCCUAAUAUGUCAGGAAGGCCAUCCACAGCCUUGCAGUACACCAGUGGGCUGCAGCCAUUUUCUCAGUCUCCCUUAGGUGCUAAUCAUUUAACCACAAGCAUGGGUGGGUUAAGUCUUCAUCCAGAAGGACUACGAGUUAUCAAUCUUCUUCAAGAAAGAAAUAUGCUUCCGACAACCCCUUUGAAGGCUCCUGUCCCAAACUUGCAUGAAGACAUACAGAAACUUAACUGUAACCCAGAGUUGUUUCGGUGUACUUUGACUAAUAUUCCUCAGACUCAGGCCUUAUUGAACAAAGCCAAACUUCCUUUAGGGCUACUGCUACAUCCUUUCAAGGACUUAUUGCAAUUGCCUGUGGUUACCUCCAGUACAAUUGUGAGAUGCCGUUCAUGCAGAACAUAUAUCAACCCUUUUGUCAGCUUUCUUGACCAAAGGAGAUGGAAGUGUAACUUGUGUUAUAGAGUCAAUGAUGUUCCUGAAGAAUUUAUGUACAAUCCUGUGACCAGAGUAUAUGGAGAUCCUCUUAGAAGACCUGAAGUUCAAAAUGCUACUAUUGAGUUUAUGGCUCCUUCAGAAUAUAUGUUACGUCCACCUCAACCUCCUGUGUACCUCUUUGUGUUUGAUGUGUCUCACAAUGCAAUUGAAACUGGAUAUUUGAAUUCAGUUUGCCAGAGUUUGCUGGACAAUCUAGAUUCGCUUCCUGGUAACACUCGAACAAAAAUUGGCUUUAUAACAUUUGACAGUACAAUCCACUUCUACAGUCUUCAAGAAGGUCUCUCUCAGCCUCAGAUGCUAAUAGUUUCAGAUAUUGAAGAUGUGUUCAUACCAAUGCCAGAAAACUUACUUGUAAAUUUAAAUGAAAAUAAAGAGCUUAUUCAAGACUUACUGAAAACUUUGCCACAAAUGUUUACCAAAUCUUUGGAAACACAGAGUGCUCUGGGACCUGCGCUUCAGAGUGCCUUUAAGUUGAUGUCUCCUACUGGUGGUCGAAUCUCUGUUUUCCAAACACAGAUUCCGUCAAUCGGAGUAGGAGCAUUAAAAUCUCGAGAAGAGCCUAACCAAAGAUCAUCUGCUAAGGAAAUACAUCUUACACCAUCUACUGACUUCUAUAAGAAGUUAGCCUUGGAUUGUUCUGGUCAGCAAGUAGCAGUUGAUUUGUUUCUUCUCAGUGGGCAGUAUUCUGACCUGGCUUCAUUAGGUUGUAUUUCGAGAUAUUCAGCAGGUAGUGUCUAUUAUUAUCCAUCUUAUCAUCAUCAGCACAACCCAGUCCAAGUAGAGAAGUUACAGAAGGAGUUGAAACGAUACUUAACCAGGAAGAUUGGUUUUGAGGCUGUCAUGAGGAUAAGGUGUACCAAAGGUCUUUCCAUUCACACCUUCCAUGGAAAUUUCUUUGUGCGAUCAACAGACUUGCUGUCCUUGCCCAAUGUGAACCCAGAUGCUGGAUAUGCAGUGCAGAUGUCAGUAGAAGAGAAUCUCACUGACAUUCAAGUGGUUUCUUUUCAGUCAGCACUCUUAUAUACAUCUAGCAAAGGUGAAAGGAGGAUUCGUGUGCAUACUAUGUGUUUACCAGUAGUUUCAACACUGAAUGAAGUCUACCUUGGAGCUGAUGUUCAAGCAAUUUCAGGAUUAUUGGCAAAUAUGGCUGUUGACAGAUCCACUACUGCCAGUCUGAGUGAUGCUCGUGAUGCCCUUGUGAAUGCCGUAAUAGAUUCUCUGUCUGCUUACCGCACUUCAGUCCUAAAUAGUCAGCAGCCUGGUCUCUUGGUUCCCUUUUCUUUACGUCUCUUCCCACUUUUUGUGUUAGCUCUUCUUAAACAGAAAUCAUUCCAAACUGGGACUAGUGCUCGUCUAGAUGAACGUAUUUUUGCUAUGUGUCAAGUGAAAAAUCAGCCCCUGGUUUACCUCAUGCUCAUGACCCAUCCCAAUCUGUAUAGAGUUGACAAUCUCUCAGAUGAGGGAGCCCUCAACAUCAAUGAUAAAACUAUACCUCAGCCACCUAUUCUGCAGCUAUCUGCGGAGAAGUUGAGCAGGGAUGGAGCUUUCCUUAUGGAUGCAGGCACUGUAAUGAUGUUGUGGGUUGGAAAAAAUUGUGGACAAAAUUUUCUCAGCCAAGUUCUUGGAGUUCCAAACUAUGCAUCUCUACCACUGAAUAUGACAUACCUUCCAGACCUUAAUACAGCAGAAUCUGCAAGAAUAGGAGGUUUUAUCUCAUGGCUUAGAGAACAUAGGCCAUUCUUUCCAGUACUUUAUAUAAUAAGGGAUGAGAGUCCGAUGAAAGCAACUUUCCUUCAGUACAUGGUAGAAGACAGAACAGAAUCUGCCUUAUCAUAUUAUGAGUUUCUCCUGCAUGUACAACAGCAAGUAAAUAAAUGAACAAAUGAAGAAUGUGGAUCAACUUUUCCCAAGGAAAAUCAUUAGAGUUGAGAACACUUGAGCUUGUAAUGCCCUCUUUUGAAAAAAACUUUUUUUAUUAAUUUUGUGGCCUAGUGUGAUGGUUAAGAUAUUUUCACUGUGAUUUUCAACAAACUUCAGCAAAUAAUGGACCACAAAAGAAAAUCAAACAUGCAUCUAAAGAUACUGUAUUUUUCAAAUCAAAAUAUAUCUAAAUAUGAUUAGGCACCUUUUUAUUUGCUGCCAAUUAUGUUUGAGUGGUUGUAGACUGAAGUAAGUUAAAGAUAAUAUUGAGGCAAAUUACAUUUUGUAAAAUAAAGACUUCUCUGUUGCUCAAAAUGUAUAUUAUUUUUUAUUUUUGCUGAAUUUUUUGCUGCUACAAUUAAAACCUCACAUGACUUAAGUGUUUCAGGGAAGUUAUAUCCACUGAUAAGACCUUUAAAGAAAAAUAAAAAGUUUAAUCCACUGAUAAAGUAAAUGGAUAUUUGAAAACCUUUGUUAUUCCCUUUUUUUUUAGAAAAAAAAGUUAUCAUGUUAAAUAGAACUAAUAUUAACUUUUUCUUAGUUCAAGAGGGAAAUAUGAAGUAGUACAUUCAAGCUUUUAAAUCCAUCAGUAUUCUUUAUACUUGAAGGACAAAGCCCUGAUGCAGCAAAAACUAUAAUUAAGUGUUUAUUUGAUUUGGCUGCAGUAAGACUCGACUGUAUAUUCAGCCUUAUUCUGCAUUGAAAAUAAUCUGAGCUCAGUAGGCAUAAAUAUUGUGAUUUUUUUUUUCCUAAUAAGGAGAAAGAGUAAUGCCUCUAUAUUAGGGAGAUGUGAAUCUUUAAUGUUCUUGAUCCUUUGUGAGUUAUUUUUUGAUAUGUUUCUGGUCUCUCUUGUAUUUCAUCAACUUUCUGGCAUAUAAUGAAAAAUAAAAAUAAUCUUUUGAUGAAAUAUGGAUGAAUGAAAAAGAUCAAAUGUUUAAUAUUGUUUGAAAUGCACCAGAAACUUUUUUGGGAGUAUGAAUGAUGAAAUUGGAAAUAGUGCAUAAAUAAUUUUAUUCUUGGAAAUGAAAAUUUAUUAAAGCAUGAAUAGAUUAUGAUUCAGUGGAUUUUUUUAAGUUUUCAUAAAUUUUAUUUAAUGAAGUUAAUUUUUUUAAAAGGCCUGCUUUCAGGACUUGCUCAGAAAUUAUGGGUUUCAGUUCAGCAAAGGAAAUAUUGAAGCCAAAACUAUUCAAGGCAUUUUGUUUACUUAUUUAGUUAAUGUGCAUCUAUAUAUUUAAAAUGCAAUGAUAAAUAUUAAUUUAAAGAAUUUGACUCAAGGAUUUUUCACAAAUUCAUCUUUCCUUGUGAGUAACAACUCAUUAAUAAAUGAUGUUUCCUUUUAUUAAUACUCAGCAGAAGCUUUUUUAUAUUAAUGGAAUAUAAAUGUGUUUACAAUGUUGGCCUAGGUUGAUCACCAAAUGGAAUAGUAAUAGUUAAGAUUUAUAUCAGUAUAAGCUGUACUUAAAUUUAACUGAGUUGCCUUGAUACAAGGAAAAAAAUAGGUUUUACCUGGGAAUAGAGCUGCUGUUUUCAAGUUGGAUCAGAAAAAACUAAACAUAAUUGUAUUAUUUCUGAAGAAACCUAUGCCAUCCCCAAGCAAUGUCAGGCUCUAUUCUCACUAUUCAAGUCCAUUGUACUGGAAGCUUUGCGAAAAUUCUUACCAAUGUAUAAUUUAUGAUUUUUUAAAUUUGGUGUGUAAUAGCUUUCAAAUUAUAACAAAAUAGAAGUUUUUUUUCCUCUGUAAUAAAAUUCAUUUCACCUUAUCAUGUGUUGACAUUUCUCAAAAGAACUAAAAUUCUUAUAAAAAUAAGAAUUGCACAUUAUUUUAUUUUUUAAAACCCUUUGAGAAGUUAAAGAAGAAGCUUCCAGGGUGGGAGGUACAUCCUUCUAGGGAGAGAAAUCCUCCUUUGCCUCAAACAUCCCUACAGUGGGAAUGGUUCUUAUUUGCUUGACAUGCUUUAUUAGCAUAUUUCACAAAUCUACUUAUUUUUUUAACUCCUAUUUUAGAUAUUGUCCAAUUUAUGUGUGAACUAGAAUAAUUAUAACUUUCAAUCCAUGGGUCAUAAUGAAUAUUCCAUUUAGCAUUCUCCAUGUUUGGUCUGUAAUUUCUAUAAACAGUGAAUGAAUGAAUGAAUGCUCUUGGAGACAGAAUGCUUUUGGAAUUGUUGAUACUUAGGUAAUUAUUCUUUGCAAUAUGAAAUUUUCCUUUUUAAUUUUAUUCCCAAUAGUGGGCACCUGACCUACUGUCUCAUCUUCCAUUACAUUUUGAUGUUGUAAAACACACCAAUAUUUACACAAUGCCAUAUUUUUCAAUGUAGCUGUAAACUAUUAGAAAUGCUUGCAUUUUCUAUAGCUCUACAACUGCUAAAGGUAACAAGCAAGAGCAAGUUUGUUACCUGUUCUGGAGCAGUGACAGUCCUACCACAGCAAAUGCACUCUAUUUUUCUAGUUUCUGGGAUUUUAAAAAUAAUAUAUCUAUAAGUUUGACUUACUAGCAUUCAGUCAAAAGCAGUAAUCUUAAUUUGCAUAUAUUUUCAUUAUUUUUAAUUUAAUAUAUUGAGUCUAAUAGACUGUUUUGUAAUAAUUAGAAUAAAAUUUAUUCAUUUAACAAUAAUCAAAGAUGCAUAACAGCUAUUAUCUAGGGGACCAUCAAAUGUGAUUUUAUGUUUUUGUUCCAUAUUACAAUGUAAUCCUUAUAGUAAAUUUUAAUUUUGUAAAGUAGUGUAUAAUAUUGUAACAUUAAAUUCUUGUUCUCAAACCCAAAUACAUAUUGUUCUUCAGUGUGAUGUGUUAAAUCUUGCCCCUUUGAAACAUUAAGAGCCAAGAUUUACUUGUCCUCUUUUUUUUUAUAGUUUGUAAUUUUCACUGUAAAAAGAAAAGUCAUUUGUAACACAUGCAAAUUCUUAUUUUAUCUGUACUAACUUAUCAGUUUGGCUACUCAACAAAGUUAGUUGAAAGAACUUACAACAGAUGGCCAGUCAUUUGGACUGAUGGAAGCACCAUACUGUAAAACAAACCAAUCUGAGUUAUGUUGCAGUAUGUUCUGUAUUAUUAUGAUCAUGGGAAACACUACAUCUGGCUUUGGGAGUUAGACUGUUAUUUCCUGUUGACACUGAGUACAUAGAAGCUUUGUGUCUAAACGUCAUUUGUAAAGUGAGAACACUAAGCUACCUCAGGAAUGUUGGGAUCAAAUAAAAAUUGCAUACUAAAGUGCAUUGAAAAUAGUAGUGUGACAGCAUGGCUUUGUUUUUUCCCUUAAAUGGAUUAAUUUAGCCAUCCAUAUAUCCACUCAGUAAAGAGAGAACUUACACAGUGGAUAGAACCCCUUCAAGAAGGCCUGGAUUCUAUUGUUCUGCGCGCACCCCCCCCCCCCCCCCCCGCACUAUGGACCAGAGCAAGUCACUAAAACUCUCAGAGUCUGCGCCAGUUUUUAGGACUAUACAUUGCUGAGUAGCUAUUGAUCUGUAUUAGUAGGGGAAAAUUCUUCACCAAGAUAACCUUAUAGCAAUGAAAUUGUAGGCUGGGACAAACAAAAUACAAAACAUCCAUUUUACUUUAAAAGUAAUUAGAAUUCUUAUCCAGGCUUUGCAUAUUUGCAAGACAAAAAAUGCCCUAUAUUCCUUACUUUGUGGUUCAUUUUGGAAUUCAAAAAAAACCUACAUAUUUGGUUUUUUAAACUCAGAUUUGGGGUGAGUGGCUUAGAAUCUACGAGCCUCAGCUCUGAGAUAGUUAUAAUCUUUUUUAUUUUUGAGGCAAAGUUUAAUUAUGAAUAAUUUGAUAGCUCUCAAGCUUUUUAAAUAUGAAGGAUCCUUUUUGGUAUCACAUUUAAAGGACCCAUGAAAUCAUUCCCUUGAUUGAAGAAAUUAUGAAAAAAGCUACUUAUGAAUCCAAUAACCUUUUAAAAUGAAUUUGUAUUUUAAUUACAGAAUCUAUAUACAUUUGAAAAAUACUAAUUCAUAUGUGAGAAUACCAUGUAUACAGAAAUGCUCAUUUUGCUCGGUGUUGAAGUUCAGAAUAAAGGAAUAAAAAAAGCACAUAUGUUA